Messenger RNA from Durotheca rogersii, 1774 nucleotides. Its product is annotated as outer membrane protein, OMP85 family. Gene Ontology annotation, biological process: protein insertion into mitochondrial outer membrane. Bases 115 to 1662 code for a protein of 515 amino acids. The transcript has 4 exons. NCBI's taxonomy places the organism in Eukaryota, Fungi, Ascomycota, Sordariomycetes, Xylariales, Xylariaceae. The record is from RefSeq and is a predicted model, not a curated record. Gene Ontology annotation, cellular component: SAM complex; outer membrane.
UAACCCUUGAAGGGAAGGACAAAAACAACAAGAAAAAAUAUAUAAAUACCUCAGUUCCCGACGAGAAAGCGCCAGCCCGGUCGCCGUACUCCGAAUCCGCAUCUGCCGCUCGCCAUGGCCCGCAAUGCCCUCGACGGCGAGGACGACGCAACCGUCCAGGUCACCUUCGAUCCCGACAGGGCGUCGCCAAACCACCACCGUAUCGACGACGUAAGGUCGGAGCAGAGGACGAUCGACCUGCUAUCGCAAAACAAAACCCUCCCCGUCACCCUCUCUUCCAUCUACAUCCACGGCGCGAAACAUACGCGCAAAUCCUUCCUCGAUCCCUUGUUCGAGCCGCUCGUCCAAGACAGCCGAAAUGCCGACUACACCCUGGCCGACAUGCUGGAGCAGGUCGGCAGCGCCGUCGAGAGGCUGCACAAGUUCGACAUCUUCCAGCCCCAGAUCGUCUUCCAUCUGUCCCGCCCGCCCCAUCUCGACCCCUCCUCCUCGCCCACCGAUCUCGAUGUCUCCCUCCGCGUGCGCGAAAGGCCUCGCUUCCUCAUCAAGACCGGCACCGAUAUGGGCAACACCGAAGGCUCCGCCUACGGCUAUUUGUUCUGGCGCAACGUCUUUGGCGGCGCCGAGUCCCUGUCGUUCAAUGCCUCGGCCGGCACGAGGACGCGCUCGGCCUAUCGUGCCGAAUUCAGCACCCCGCUGAAGAGCAAUCCCGACUUGCGACUUGGCAUCCAGGGGCUGGCGAGCAACACCCAAAAGCCGUGGGCAAGUCACGACGAGGUCCUCAAGGGUGGAAGCACCAAGUUGGAAUGGCUGAAGGACGAUGGCGAUCGCCACCAAAUUAGCUACUCCGGCACCUGGAGACAGGUGACCGGCCUCGGAGACGAGGCCAGCCCCGCCGUGAGGCGAGACGCCGGAGACUCCACCAAGAGCGCCGUCUCGUACACCUUCCAACGCGAGCGGAGAGAUAACCCCUUUCUGCCCCAGAGUGGGUACUUUCUCAAGACGGCCACCGAGCUCGCCGGGUGGGGCCCUCUAGGCGGAGAUGUAGGCUUCUCCAAGAGCGAGGUGGAGCUUGCCGGCGCGUUACCGGUUCCCCUUCCCGGAAUCCGGGGGCCCUCUGGCGUCUCCAUCGGCGGUGGCCUCAGGGCCGGUCUGCUCUACCCUCUUCCGCUCUCGUACGGCCUCAGUGGCGCGUCACCCAGCCGGAUCAACGAUCGAUUCACCCUCGGAGGACCUACCGACGUGCGCGGCUUCUCGUCGGGCGGUCUUGGCCCCAGAGACGGCGGCGACUCCCUAGGUGGCGACGUGUUCGCCGCCGGAAGCGUGAACGUGCUGAUCCCCCUGCCGCGGGUAGGGCCCGAGUCCCCCUUGCGGUUCCAACUCUUCGCCAACGGCGGUAGGCUAGUGGCGUUGAGGAACAGGACAAAGGGCGGCGAUGCCGGUCCCGGUCAGGGCCUCCGCGCCGGCACGGUGCGGGAUAGCGUGAUCGCCGCAACGAGGGACCUCGGCACGGGACUGCCCAGCAUCGCCGCCGGCGUGGGGCUUGUCUACGCACACCCGAUGGCGAGGUUCGAGCUCAACUUCAGCCUACCCCUUGUGAUGAGGCGAGGCGAGGAUACCAGGAAGGGCCUGCAAAUCGGCGUCGGAAUUAAUUUCCUCUAGACAUCGCAGCGUGUUUAUCUAUCCGUCCGCGUCCCCUUGUAGGUACUAACCCGAGCCGCGACCUGUCGACCAUUGACGAUAGGACACUCCGCCCCUAGAAUACCUACAUAUU